Messenger RNA from Gongylonema pulchrum, 264 nucleotides. NCBI's taxonomy places the organism in Eukaryota, Metazoa, Nematoda, Chromadorea, Rhabditida, Gongylonematidae. The record is from the annotation of a GenBank genome assembly.
AUGGCGACAAUGAACGAGUGCGCGAUAGAUGAGGGGCGUGCGGUCUCGAUUGCUCAGUGCGCUGCUGCUGCUGGUCGGUCCCCAACUGCCCUCGCGCUGGAAGAGCGGAGGUUGCUCUGCCAGUGGGGGAGCAUCGCCAGUCGAGCACUUCUUCUUGUGCUUCUUCGAGGUGAUUCGGCUGCAUUGCGCCCUGGUGUGCAGGGAGUGGCGUGGAGCUUGAUGGCAGGCCACUCGUUCCCCCGAGCUCCAUCAGCUCUCUUCUGA